Molecule: messenger RNA, 665 nt
Organism: Suillus subaureus
Lineage: Eukaryota; Fungi; Basidiomycota; Agaricomycetes; Boletales; Suillaceae
Exons: 4
Coding region: 130-501 (123 amino acids)
Source: RefSeq, a predicted model, not a curated record
GCCUAUUUUGCUCAAGGAAGAGGCGCAGGCGCCAAGCCUAAUCUGAAAAAUGAGAACAACUUCCGCAUCAACGGUGUCCAGAACACUUCCACUAGUGUCCCAGUUUGGCUGCAGUUACUGAGUUGUGAUAUGAUAGCUUCGGAUCUGGUACCUAAUGACUCAGUAUACACUCUUCCGUGGGACGAAGAUAUUGGAACCCUGAUAAUCCCCCAGGUCGCCCUCUCCGCUGUCAUCAGAAGUGCAGGAAUUAGCAGUUAUAAUCAUGUCAAUCCCGUCAUGCGUAAUACCGUGACUACUAGUGUUACUGAUGUACCAUCCCCGAUGACCGAACAUGGACUCAAUACGCCGUUAGUAUACUUAAUUUCACUAGCACCUACACCGCGGGUUACGCCGGCGAUACCUGGUGAUAUUCGCAGUCCCUUGCAUCCUUCCGUCGUCGAUCCUCAGAUUACCCAGAAUGACAACAGCGCCUCCACAAACUUGCAGACGCGUCUCACUUGACCUCGGUAGCCAUCAUGAUUCAUGCCUUCGAUCGCAACGAGGUCACACAGCUUUCAUGCCGCAGAUAUUUGAUCACAACGAGAGGCCGCUGGAAUGCGUGCCACCCAACGAAUCAAAUCCUACUCGUAUACGACGGUAUGGUUCCCUGAACUACUGAAUUAUAA